AUGAGCGGAAGAAGCAAACUACGGGUCAAGCGACAAAAUCACGCCCCGCGGUCCUUUGGGCGGCGUCUCGUUGUUUUUGGACCCAUUUUGGGUGGCGACCAAGGCUGCCUUAUCUGGGCCAGGCGGUCAUUCCAGGACCUUACCUUGUUGCUUAACUUUGCGACCGGCUUCCUGUUCUUCCCAUUUCCUAUUUCCGAGCUUUUCCCCAAUUCCACUGGUUCAAAUGCACACGAACUGGAGAUGGAGUCAGAACAGCAAAGUCGGCAGCUUGAGGCCAUGGCAGGCACGGCCUGGUUUUUCUUUGGAUACCGCACUGCAAGCAUCUCCGACACCGGCAACGUCUCCGAGCGGAGAACGUGGUCAUAA
Molecule: messenger RNA, 366 nt
Organism: Sodiomyces alkalinus F11
Lineage: Eukaryota; Fungi; Ascomycota; Sordariomycetes; Glomerellales; Plectosphaerellaceae
Exons: 3
Coding region: 1-366 (121 amino acids)
Source: RefSeq, a predicted model, not a curated record